Messenger RNA from Triticum aestivum (bread wheat), 2738 nucleotides. RefSeq names its product putative polyol transporter 1. The transcript has 2 exons. Lineage: Eukaryota; Viridiplantae; Streptophyta; Magnoliopsida; Poales; Poaceae. Gene Ontology annotation, cellular component: membrane. Gene Ontology annotation, molecular function: carbohydrate transmembrane transporter activity. Gene Ontology annotation, biological process: transmembrane transport. Bases 156 to 1721 code for a protein of 521 amino acids. The record is from RefSeq and is a predicted model, not a curated record.
UCGGCGUCCUCUUGUUUUAAUUUAAUUAUCACCAAUCGCAUCCACCUUCUUCUUCCCCAGCACGCCUCCAGUGCGCUGCGUAUAUAAUGGAGGCAACGGAGGGAGCACCACCGGGCAACACAACACGUACGGCACUUCACUGAGAAGUACCUAGGAUGGCUUCUGCUGCGCUCCCGGAGGCGGCGGCGGCGGCGGCGGUCCAGCCCAAGAAGAAGGGCAACUUCAAGUACGCCUGCACCUGCGCCCUCUCCGCUUCCAUGGCCACCGUCGUCCUCGGCUACGACGUCGGGGUGAUGAGCGGCGCGUCGCUCUACAUCAAGGAGGACCUGCGCCUCACGGACGUGCAGGUGGAGAUCAUGAUGGGCAUCCUCAGCGUCUACGCGCUCCUCGGCUCCUUCGCCGGCGCCAGGACCUCCGACUGGAUCGGCCGCCGCUACACCGUCAUCAUCGCCGCCGCCAUCUUCUUCGUCGGCUCCCUGCUCAUGGGCUUCGCCGUCGACUACCUCAUGUUCAUGCUCGGCCGCUUCGUCUGCGGCAUGGGCGUCGGCUUCGCCAUCAUGGUCGCGCCCGUCUACACCGCCGAGGUCGCCCCGGCAUCCACCCGCGGCCUCCUCACCUCUUUCACCGAGGUCUUCAUCAACGUCGGCAUCCUCCUCGGCUACGUCUCCAACUACGCCUUCGCGCGCCUCCCGCACCACAUCAACUGGCGCAUCAUGCUCGGCGUGGGCGCCGUCCCCUCGGCCUUGCUCGCGCUCAUGGUGCUCGGCAUGCCGGAGUCGCCCCGCUGGCUCGUCAUGAAAGGCCGCCUCGCCGACGCCAGGGUCGUGCUGGAGAAGACCUCCGACACGCCAGAGGAAGCCGUCGAGCGCCUUGACCAAAUCAAGGCUGCCGCCGGCAUCCCCCACGACCUCGACGGCGACGUGGUCGCCGUGCCCAAGAGAAAAGGCGGCAACGAGAAGCAGGUGUGGAAGGAGCUCAUCUUUUCGCCCACCCCGGUCAUGCGCCGCAUACUGCUCGCCGCGCUCGGCGUCCAUUUCUUCCAGCAGGCCACCGGCUCCGACUCGGUCGUGCUCUACAGCCCACGCGUGUUCAAGAGCGCCGGCAUCACCGGCGACAACCACCUGCUCGGCGUCACGUGCGCCAUGGGGGUCACCAAGACCCUCUUCAUCCUCUUGGCCACCUUCCAGAUCGACCGUGUCGGCCGGCGGCCGCUGCUGCUCACCAGCACCGCCGGCAUGCUCGUCUGUCUCAUCGGCCUCGGCACGGGCCUCACCGUCGUGGGCCAGCACCCGGACGAGAAGAUCACGUGGGCGAUCGGCCUCUGCAUCGCCUCCACCUUGGCCUACGUCUCCUUCUUCUCCAUGGGCCUCGGCCCCAUCACCAGCGUCUACGUCUCCGAGGUCUUCCCGCUCCGGGUGCGCGCGCUCGGCUUCGCCCUCGGCGUCGCCUGCAACCGCGUCACCAGCGCCGCCAUCUCCAUGACCUUCCUCUCCCUGUCCAAGGCCAUCACCAUCGGCGGCAGCUUCUUCCUCUACGCCGGCCUCGCCGCGCUCGGCUGGCUCUUCUUCUACGCCUUCGUUCCCGAGACGCGCGGGCAGCCGCUCGAGGACAUAGGCAAGCUUUUCGGCAUGAAGGACGCCGCCGUCGAAGACGACGACCACCACCACACUGCAGCCACCAAAGACAAGCAGGUGAAAGCAGCUGCUGUGGAGAUGAAUUAAUUAGCAGUUGAACGGAGAGUGGUUUUUCUGUCGUACGUGCAAGGUAUGGAUCCACCGAUCUACCCUUGCUUUCAGCUUCGUGCUACUUCCUUUUUGGGCAAAAUUUGUCUUGUUUUCAGGAUGUUUCAUUGUGUUUUUCUUUUAUCCAAGUGUAUCAAAAGGUUUCGUCAAUAAGAGUGCUGGUCUCACCCUAAAAAAAAAGAGUGCUGGUCUCAGAUUGGAUAUACUGGUAUACAAUGCUGCAGGAUAAAUUAUUUUGAUACAUGUUGAAACCAGUGAGAAGCCUAAUGUAACACUUUGAAACGAAACAAAAUUUUGCCAAACCCAAAAGAUAUAACACGAAUCUCAAAGCAUCAGACGGCGGAUACAUCCACGACAUAACCCGAAAGUGGUAAACUUGUCUUUCUCCUGCUGUGCCAUACCGGAUAUCCCGCAAAUGGUAAAUUUGCUUUUCUCCUAUUGUGCCAUACGGGUACGGGUUACCCCGCAAAUGAUAAAAUUGUUUUUCUCCUGGUGUGCCGAGUUUUUCCGGUACUCGAGAAACUGUGAUAAAUUUCAAGAGAAUCGUUUCAAGACAGGAUCAAUGGGAUAGACUGUAGACAUCAUAUUAGCUAAAGAAAAUGCCAUACAUGAGAUAUUUUGGCCCACUGAUGCUCCAUGUAUCAUAAAUAUCCCAUUAGCACUUGACAUGAUGGAUGACCUUAUCUCAUGGCAUUUUAAUAAGAAAUAUUUUUGGUUAAAUCGUCCUAUAAUUCCUUUUUUUGACAUUAUGUGCCAGUGUCCAGGAAUAGUCGCGUUGGCCUUCUGGAUCCACGAGUUGAAGUCUGCCCGCGAGUAGGUGCAGUGAGACUUCAAGGUUGGAUAACCGAUGUUUACAGACCUGAUUUUCGUUGGGCUUGUUUAUGGGUGUAAUAAACUAAAUAACACGUUCUCAUUAAAUCUGGCAAUCAUGCUUUUUUGAAUUCAGUGGUGAUGUGUGUGUGUGUGUGUGGUGUUGUGGCGAGGCAUCGGGGCGGC